Messenger RNA from Coniophora puteana RWD-64-598 SS2, 1180 nucleotides. RefSeq lists its product as uncharacterized. The transcript is spliced from 5 exons. The coding region runs from base 270 to 500 and encodes 76 amino acids. The record is from RefSeq and is a predicted model, not a curated record. Lineage: Eukaryota; Fungi; Basidiomycota; Agaricomycetes; Boletales; Coniophoraceae.
UGAACGCGACAUCACCUUUGUAAGAGACGAUCAUUAAAGUCAGAAAUAGAGGCGAGCAAUGGAACCUACGGUGGCUAUACGUGGAAAGGGAAUGGGAGCGAUAUAAGCCGGAUACUGAAGAUACCAUGGGGGAGUGAUCGGGGUUGUAGUUGGUGGCUGGUUCGCCACCAAGAGGUAGAAGCGCCGCGACUCCCAGGCUGACCGGGAGCUCGAGAAUAUUACGUGGAGCAGACUACAAUAUAUGAUGAAUAACCCGACAUAAGUAUAACAUGGGGGCGAAAAAAAAAGAAGAAGAAAAACCGGGAACAGAAACAACAAAGUUCGACGUAUCUAGGCAGGAAAAAAUACGAGCUCGAUGGGGAUGGCGGGAGGGCACGAGAAAAAUACCCUGGAACGAAGGAGGGCGACCGACCGACACCCACCUCCUAACCUGCCUCCCAGUUUCUAAGAUGGCUCGUGCGCAGCAUGUGACGCAGAGGAGCAAAGCAUCUCCGGCAUGAGGUAAUCCUACUACUUCAGUAUUUGAGAAGCCAGCUACGCACGAGCGAGAUAGGACUUGUCGCGACACGUCGGAUCGGCGUGUGCGUCAGACACGCAGACCGACCCUCCCGAUUCGACUUGUGGAAAGAUAGUUUAAAACCGAUGAAACAGCACCGAUCCGCGGUCAAACAGUCAAAGAGACGCGAUUCGAAGCCUAACACCGGACAGGCAAAUAUAUAAUUAAGCUGCAAUGUCACUAAAGGGUAUAAGUCUGCAAGCAAAAGGCGUACCAGCAUCAUUGUACAUCUUGCGAAACGCCUGCCUAUAAUAGUACGGGGAGUGCAAGAUAUACAGCGGUACACACUGACGCAAACAGGACACCCUGGCGCGUGCUUCAAACGCGGGGAUGAGCUCGCUAAACGCGAGGUGCGGACGGGCGGCGUGAGAGCAAAGCCUUGGCCAUGGUUGGGCUGCCCAAGGUGCCUGGAAUGAGAGAGGGCGCGCCGGAAGACGGGACCCGAGCUAUCCGCGAUCAAGUAUGCGUUCACGACCGACGAGUUCGGGUCUGUAUAUCCUGCAUCUGUAGGGAGGACAGGGGCGAUAUGGGGAAAAGUCGGGAGAAGGAAUAGAGACGGAGAUCACCAUUACAAAGUCGGGAGAGUGUUAAAGCAGCUCUGCGGACGCGGGGAUCCUUGGUGCG